AUGGGAACGUUAGAGGCUGCCCAUUGUGCAACCGCAGUGAGCCAACAGUUCCCAAAUGUCCGACUCGCUUUGAUGGUCGGAAUCGGCGCGGGGAUCCCAGGCCUGCCUAAGCGAGGUAUCCGCCUGGGAGAUCUUGCAGUCAGCAUUCCUCAAGAUGGACAUUCUGGUGUUAUUCAAUACGACUUUGUCAAGUAUGAACAAGGAAGAGAGUUGGUGAAGAGGCACCCACUGAAAAGGGUUAUACUGAGUAUCACCAAGAAUCAGGGGUUCGAACGUCCACAUAAAGAUGAUAUCCUCUUCGAUGAAAGCUUCUUCCAUGUCAACAAAGGGUCCGAUUGCAGUGAGUGUGAGGCUGCCGGUAGCGAUCAUGUUAUACCCCGUGAACCACGGCGCGAUCACCAACCUGUUGUCCACCGAGGUCUCAUUAUAUCGGGAAAUGGAGUUGUGAAGAAUCCUCAGGAGCAGCGCAGCUUAAAACGAGACCAAACCGACGCAAUAUGCUUUGAAAUGGAGGCCGCAGGGAUUAUAGAUGAAAAUCCUUGUCUAAUAGUGCGAGGCAUUUGUGAUUAUGCCGACACGUCCGCAUUCAGCAUCUAUCAUUUCGAGAUUUUUUAG
This is a messenger RNA of Penicillium robsamsonii, 615 nucleotides long. RefSeq names its product 5'-methylthioadenosine/S-adenosylhomocysteine nucleosidase family protein. Lineage: Eukaryota; Fungi; Ascomycota; Eurotiomycetes; Eurotiales; Aspergillaceae. Gene Ontology annotation, molecular function: catalytic activity. Bases 1 to 615 code for a protein of 204 amino acids. Gene Ontology annotation, biological process: nucleoside metabolic process. The transcript is spliced from 2 exons. The record is from RefSeq and is a predicted model, not a curated record.